UACUUCCACCCAAACAAAGAUGGCGGCUGAUAGUUCGUAUGCAGCGAACGAAAAGGAUAAACUUCCUGAAAGGGUUGUGCUUUGGGACGAGACCGAGGUCGCAGAAAAACAAGUAAAUCAAGUUGGCACUUCGGCUUGUGGAGCUACUGCAGUUUUAAAUGUUCUGAAAUUACUUGGAAGGUCAGCAUUGGUGGAUAUGGCAGUUAAUGCAGUAAAUACAAGACUGAGAGAUCUUAGUGCUCCUUUGCCCCAAUACCUCUUGUCACGCAGUGUUGCAGGAACAACACACAAAGAUCUUAUUGGGGGGCUUGAUAAAUUGACAAAUGGUGAGGUAAUAGGACAUUUCUUUCACAUGUACCCCAAGCGUGACUUUGACUUAUCAAGUUGGUUGAAAUACUGGCUAAUGAAUGGUGUAAUACCACUGGCAACUCUAAACUGUCAAAAGGUGCCUUUAGAUGAUGGAACAAUACCAGAUGCGUGGCAUCAUCAGGUUAUUUGUGGUGUGAGCGAGAAUGGUGUUCAUCUUACUAACCCUCAAAGAGUGAGUCCCUUUGAUGUGAUAUCUAAGGAACUAUGUAGUGAAUCUGUCCUUCUAAUUCGACGUCAUGACGUCUUACAGAGAUGGAGUAAUACUCUUGAUUACUCUUGCUGGAAGUCAGAUGGAAACAGAUGGAAUGAACUGAAAGUUAGAGAGCAGAUUGAUCAGAUGGUGAAAGAAGAAACUUUGUUAUUACUUCAUGGGAGUGAGCUUAAACACAGAGAGCUAUUAACAACACAUGUUACCAUUCCUGCUGCAUAUAAAUCUGGAAUUACUCUGUUUGCUUUGAGAGACUCUAAUGCACACAAGCUUUUAGAGCAGGCUAAUGAACUUACUCUGGAGUCUGCUUAUAAAGACAUAGAUGACAAGAGGCAAUCUUUGCACAGCGAAAAAAAUCUGAGUGUCAUUGUAUAAGGAAAAUUACCCAUACCUGUCACAUUUCACACAUAAAUACUUUUAUACCAUACCAUAGAAAAUACGGCCAAUCAGAAUACAGGAAAGCCAUUGUAUUUUUGACAGUAUUACAUCCAACCUUCCCAUCAUGCACCGCACAUAUGUCGCAUUGACUGUGUUGGCCACUACAUUUUCAAUAGCCUGCGAACGCAGACGUAUUUCCAGCUGUCGCUUGUCUCUGCCGAAAAUAGCGUCUGCGAACCCG
Molecule: messenger RNA, 1196 nt
Organism: Orbicella faveolata
Lineage: Eukaryota; Metazoa; Cnidaria; Anthozoa; Scleractinia; Merulinidae
Source: RefSeq, a predicted model, not a curated record